This is a messenger RNA of Galeopterus variegatus (Sunda flying lemur), 1207 nucleotides long. RefSeq names its product dual specificity phosphatase 15 (gene DUSP15). The transcript is spliced from 7 exons. Gene Ontology annotation, molecular function: protein tyrosine/serine/threonine phosphatase activity. Bases 154 to 861 code for a protein of 235 amino acids. Gene Ontology annotation, cellular component: cytosol. NCBI's taxonomy places the organism in Eukaryota, Metazoa, Chordata, Mammalia, Dermoptera, Cynocephalidae. The record is from RefSeq and is a predicted model, not a curated record. Gene Ontology annotation, biological process: protein dephosphorylation; transforming growth factor beta receptor signaling pathway; positive regulation of JNK cascade.
GCGGCUGGGCAGGGCUGGGCACGGCCGCGGACGCCGGGUCCCCCGUUCCCCGCCACGCUGCAGGCGCCGGGCCCGGGCCGUCAGGGACGCUGUGACCCAAGCGCUGUCCGGGAGGCGAGCUGGGGGUGCGCCCGGACCCCCGCCCCCGGGAUCAUGGGGAAUGGCAUGACCAAGGUACUUCCUGGACUCUACCUCGGAAACUUCAUUGAUGCCAAAGACCCGGAUCAGCUGGGCCGGAAUAAGAUCACGCACAUCAUCUCUAUCCAUGAGUCAUCCCAGCCUCUGCUGCAGGAUAUCACCUACCUUCGCAUCCCGGUGGCCGAUACCCCUGAGGUACCCAUCAAAAAGCACUUCAAAGAAUGUAUCAACUUCAUCCAUUGUUGCCGCCUCAAUGGGGGGAACUGCCUUGUGCACUGCUUUGCAGGCAUCUCCCGCAGCACCACCAUUGUGACGGCAUAUGUGAUGACUGUGACGGGCCUAGGCUGGCGGGACGUGCUUGAAGCCAUCAAAGCCACCCGGCCCAUCGCCAAUCCCAACCCAGGUUUUAGGCAGCAGCUUGAAGAGUUUGGCUGGGGCAGUUCCCGGAAGCUUCGCCUGCAGCUGAAGGAGCGCUUCGGGGACAGCCCUUUCCGCGACGAGGAGGAGGUGCGCGCGCUGCUGCCGCUGUGCAAGCGCCGCCGCCAGGGCUCUGCGACCUCGGCCGCGUCCGCCCCGCCGCACUCGAGCGCCUCCGAGGGAGCCUUGCAGCGCCUGGUGCCGCGCACGCCGCGCGAAGCCCACCGGCCGCUGCCGCUGCUGGCGCGCGUCAAGCAGACUUUCUCUUGCCUCCCGCGGUGCCUGUCCCGCAAGGGCGGCAAGUGAGGAUCCCGCCCCGCCGUGACUCCCCUCUUCCUCCCGACGGGUCCCCUUCGGGAGUUGUCUGGGUCUCCCGCGGCCUCCAGGACGGGCCCAGAGGCUGCGGGAGCCCGCGGCGGCCUGAUCCCCGCCCGCGAUGCCCGCCUUUGCUUGUCUGCGUCUGCAGUGAGUGUGUCCUCCAUCUGCGCGUCUCUGUGUCCGGCCGGCCUGCUGCAGCCACCUGGUGCCUUAGUCCUUGGGCUGGGGGAGGAGGCCCCCAGGCCUCCACCCUUAAAGACGGCGGGAGUCGGGGUAGGGGUGGGAGUUGAGGUUGGACAAGCCUGGAGGAUAUUAAAGAGACACAGAAGCUGAC